AUGCAACAUCUGGGCUUCAGUGGAAUACCCACCGUGUUCAAAGAACCGUUCCUAGUGGAUACACCAUCUUGUAGAAUUCCGAACUUGGAUCCUUUGGACAUCAGCGUGCGACACUGGAUUCCCAAACCGAGGAAGAUAAUCUGUCCGAGGGAUUUAUCCUACACUUUUGGAUCGCAUGGAAAAGUAUUCGUCAACUGGACGGCAGUGAAUAUUUCGAACAGCGGAAAUUUCUCGCACUGCACACAUCAGAGCAUACGACACACAGAAAAUGGGAAACACAACGACAUCACGUAUUCUACAGAGAGUAAGAAAUUCAGGGAUUCGAUAAAGGUGAGUGGAGAGUUUGUUCGUGUUCAAUGUUACAACUCCACAAAUGCUGUCAUUUAUACAAACUUUCACUAUAUCUACCUUCCUCAAAACGAUACAUAUACAAAAGUGAACUUUGAUGAUUUGUCUCCGAGCAUUCUGAUGGUUGGUAUUGAUUCUGUGUCGAGGAUGAACUAUCUGCGAUACAUGAAAAGAACGCGCCAACUUAUGUUGACAAUGAACGCCUUGGAAUUCCUCGGCUACAACAAAGUUGCAGAUAACACGUUUGUUAACUUAAUUCCACUUUUAUCGGGGAAAUUCGCAGAACAGCUACCAUGGAACGAAAACAUUCGUCACCAGACAUUUGAUUCCUUCAGGUUUAUUUGGGAUGAUUUUAAAGAAAAAGGUUUCAUCACCUUGUUCGUCGAAGAUUCACCAAACAUGGCCACGUUUGAUAAUGCUAAAGCGGGUUUCAGAAAUAAACCCACGGAUUAUUAUAACCGUCCAAUGGCAGUUGCUAUGGAACAAACGGAAGAAAUAUGGUUUGAAGAUCAUAAUUGUGUUUUGGAUAGACUAGAAACCGAUGUACUAUUGGAAUAUGUAUCCGAUUAUGUCAGAGCUAUGACACACUAUCCAUAUUUUGCUUUUGUGUACCUUUCUCGGAUGACUCACGACUACAUACAAGGUGCAGGUUCAAUCGAUGAUUUAGUGCACACGUUUUUCAGAGGUCUUUAUAAUGGAGGGUUUCUCAGGACUACCGUGGUUAUAGUAUUCAGCGAUCAUGGAAUGCGAUUUGGUGAAAUUAGAAACACAUAUAUUGGAAAAUUGGAAGAACGGUUGCCAUUAUUGAAUGUGAUAGUUCCAGAAAUGUUCUCCAAGGAGCACAGUGAAUUCAUGAAACACCUGACCAUUAACACCAGGAGGCUGACCACACCGUUUGACCUUCACGAAUUUCUCAAAAAUGUAUUACAUAAAAAUAAAUAUAGACCAACAUCAAAGCGGGCCUUCAGUCUUCUUGCUCAGAUACCUCUCAACAGGACGUGUGAGAGCGCUGAAAUAUCACCACACUGGUGCACCUGUACUGAAAUGAUCACUGUCUCCAAUAACAGUUCAAUUGUGAAAAAGAUUUCAAACACAUUUGUUGAAAAUAUUAAUUUAAAACUCAGUAACGUAAGUUCGAUAUGUGCAAACUUAUCACUGGAAGAUAUUUUGUUAUCCUAUUUGAUCAAACCUCAAGACAACCUUUUGAAAUUUGAAAGCAUUGAAAACGAGGUUCUGCACAAAAAGAUACAAUAUGGGGAUCCGGUGAACGCAGUGGUUGACUACCAAGUCACAAUUCGAACACAGCCAGGUGGAGGGGUGUUCGAGGGGACGUUUCGGUUUGAUGAGGAAUUCAGCGCACUAGACCUAGUGAGUGAUAUAAGCAGACUGAAUAGGUACAAUGACUCUUCGAAUUGUGUACAGAAGUCGGAACUAAGAAAACUUUGCUAUUGUAAAAAUCGCGUUAAGCUAACAAAAGAUUAA
Ostrea edulis (European flat oyster) is the source of this 1830-nucleotide messenger RNA. RefSeq lists its product as uncharacterized. The coding region runs from base 1 to 1830 and encodes 609 amino acids. The transcript has a single exon. NCBI's taxonomy places the organism in Eukaryota, Metazoa, Mollusca, Bivalvia, Ostreida, Ostreidae. The record is from RefSeq and is a predicted model, not a curated record.